AUCUCUGGUGGUUGCAAAUGCUGGGGAUUGCAGGGCAGUACUUUCUCGUCGGGGAAAGGCGAUCGAGAUGUCUAGUGACCAUAAGCCCUCCUGCAUGGGGGAGAGGAAGAGGAUAGAAGCUACCGGCGGCUUUGUGUAUGAUGGCUAUCUCAAUGGACAGCUCAAUGUGGCCCGGGCCCUCGGAGAUUGGCACAUGGAAGGGAUGAAGGUUGCUGAUGGACUGGGACCGCUUAGCGCCGAACCGGAGGUGAGGAAGAUGAAGCUCACUGAAGAGGAUGAGUUCCUCAUCAUUGGCUGCGAUGGAAUCUGGGACGUCUUUCGUAGCCAGAACGCGGUCGACUUUGCUCGUCGAAAGCUGCAAGAACACAAUGACCCUGCCACUUGCUGCAAGGACCUGGUCGAUGAGGCGCUCAAGCGGAAGAGCGGUGAUAACCUGUCCGUGGUCGUCGUCUGCUUCAACUCAAUUCCACCUCCUGCCUUGGCUGCCCCAAGGCCUCGAGUGCAGAGGAGCAUAUCAGCUGAAGGUCUCAAGGAGUUGCAGAGCUUCUUGAAUAGCCUUGGCAAUUGAAUUCCAUCUCUUAGAGAUGUGACUGUUGUAGAACUUACUACUUGCAGAGAUUUUUUGUUCAAGUGUAACAUAUGCGGCUGCUUGUCUCCUUAUUUUAAAUAUUUGAGCUUUCUAUGUCUGUAUUGGGAAUCUUUAAGCUAUGUUUUGUUCUUGUUAUUAUGAGUACCCCUUUAUUUAUUUUUUAGCUGAAGAAGGAUUGGCAAUAAACAAUGGGUUAUAACGAAAGCUUUAUUACAUUUGAGGGCCA
Molecule: messenger RNA, 815 nt
Organism: Dendrobium catenatum
Lineage: Eukaryota; Viridiplantae; Streptophyta; Magnoliopsida; Asparagales; Orchidaceae
Product: probable protein phosphatase 2C 57
Biological process (GO): protein dephosphorylation
Molecular function (GO): cation binding; protein serine/threonine phosphatase activity
Source: RefSeq, a predicted model, not a curated record